Molecule: messenger RNA, 2187 nt
Organism: Crotalus tigris (Tiger rattlesnake)
Lineage: Eukaryota; Metazoa; Chordata; Lepidosauria; Squamata; Viperidae
Gene: MSLN
Product: mesothelin
Exons: 13
Coding region: 167-1543 (458 amino acids)
Biological process (GO): cell-matrix adhesion
Cellular component (GO): cell surface
Source: RefSeq, a predicted model, not a curated record
GUGGCUGCCUCUUGAUGCCCUACCUUUUCAAGAGGCAGAGAUUUCAUCCAGAUUUCAUUUGUGCAAAGCGGAAUGCCUAGAUUUUAUUUCUGUCAGCCAAACGUGUGAAGAGGCAGCAGAGAGUGAAUGCAUAUAUUUACCCACGAAGAAAGUUCUGUUUGGAAUAAUGCCAGAAUCACUCAGGAUGCUCUGCUGCCUUUUUAUGGUUGGUUGUGCAAUAAUGCUCACUCCCAGUGGUGCACUGAAAUUCCUGAAUACAUCUGGCCCAGCGAUCAGCAAGGAAGAGGCCAGAAUGUCAAACCACUUGGUCUGUGAGAUGUCUGGAGAUUCUAUUGCAGCAUCUGGUGAAAAAUUGCUAAAACAAUUAAGUCAGUGCCAGCACCUGACCCCAGAUCAAGUUAAAGCAAUUCAAGAAAUCUUCAGCAGUGGAAAUACUUCAUUUGGGCCCCCUUCUACAUGGUCGUCUUCUGUUCUGAAUCAACUGAGUCCACUGAUCCUAAUCCUGGAUCCCAGUAUUCUGGAAAGUAUUCCUAAGAAUGUUUUAAGGCCGUGGUUACAAAACUCCAUUCUCAAUUCUGAUUCGUCACAAGAUCAGCUGGUCCGUAUUAGAGAAAGCCUUAAAUCCUCCAGGCCAAAGCGUGACAUUGCAAAGUGCCCAGAGAAGAAAAUCAUCACAGAGAAAAUUCUAAAUGAUGACCUGAUUGAAAAGCUUGUAUAUUAUAUUCCUGUGGAGCUAAAAUUGUGCUUGACUAAGGAAAACCUAGUGAACAAUAUUAGUGCAUUCUCAGACUAUCCUUUCACAGAUGAACAGCUGAUAGCAGUCAAGGAAAAACUGGAUGAGAUAUUUCCUGAGGGAUAUCCUCCUGCUGUAAUCAGUAACCUUGGACUCCUUGAAAAACUAAUAGAUAAAAACAACAUCAAGCAAUGGACUAUCAAUUCAUCAAGCACAGUUCAAGCUUUAUUGGAUAUUGUAUCCAAUGAUGAGAUGAGGAGUGCAGUUCUUCAGCGUUACAUUGAAUUGAGAAAGGAAAUUGACAGCGAUUUUCUGAAUGUGCUUGGGCAACACAUCUGUCUCCUGAAUGAGGACCAACUCAGCAUGAUAACUGAAAAGAACAUUGAGACGGCCAUUCUCCUUGACCCAUCCAAUUGCUCAUCAGCCAUCAAGGAUCAUCUGUAUGCUCAAGCCAAGCGGGCUUUUUCUGAUCGUCACUACAAUUACAGUGAAUAUUAUAAACGGAUCAAGCCAUUUCUGGGAGGUGCUCCGAUUGAAGAUCUCAGGGCACUUAGCAAAAAUGAUGUCAACAUGGAUAUGAAAACUUUUUUGGGCCUGAAAAGCAGCUCUGUAAAGGAAUUAACCCUUGAAAAUGUGAAAGGCCUGCUGGGCACAAACCUAAAUAGCUUGAGGGAUAAUCAAAAUAUCCCACUUGUACGAGAGUGGAUCCAGAAGCAGAAGCAAUCUGAUCUGAAUAGCCUUGGUCUGGGACUCCGAGGUGGCCUUCCCGAAGGAUUUAUUGUUCUUACAAGGCCCAAGAAGCAAGGCUGAGCUCUGAAACUUCACCUUCUGCUAAACGACCCUUUGGCUUCUUACUUCAACCGGGCAUCACCUAUUCAAGUUCAUCUCUGCAAGUGAAGAGUCCAGCAAACAAAAGUGAAUAAAUCUAGUGUUUGAGGAUGUAAUGCAAGACUUUUUUGAUCCUGCUUUCUUUUAUCUUCAAAAUAGAAGCACACACCGAUAGAUGCAGAUUUAGAGGGUUAAUUUCAUGAGGAGAAAAUGGAAACAUCUAAUCAUAAUAAAUUUUUAUUGAAAAUUUUAUCUACAGGGGUAGAGGGAUAUGUCAACCUUUUGCUGGAUGUCUGAUAAUCUUACCUGUCCUUGACUUUUAGUGUCUAUCUAAAAAAAUCCAAUGGCCGGGGGAAGUGAGCAUUCUUAGGUAGAAAAUGCAGCUUUUCGGUUGCAGUCAAGAAGUCUUACACUGAAAAUUUGUAAGUAACUUCUGGAAAAUUGUUAAAGGAUAUUGGUUAUUUGACUUUUCAAUGAAAUUAAUCUUUUCAAUUAUGAAAACUGUCUUUCAAAAAGGAACUUUUAUGUGUUUUUAGUUUCUGUUUCCUCCAUUUUCUAGAAUCAGCUGUCAGCUUAAGAAUUUGGAGAUCUGUGAUAUAUUAAAGUUGAUCCUGAUACUGCCUGGC